AUGUCAGAUCUGAAAAUCAUACCAAUUAAUCCCAAAGCUUUGGAUUUGCCAAGUGGAACGGCAAGCUUUGAAGAAAGACGAGCAAUUUUGCGAAAAGAACUCUCAGACAAAAUUCCAAGGAGUCGUUGGUUAGAUGAAAAGGUGGUAUCUAACGCACCAAAAGAUGUAACAGCAAUCAUUGGUGAAAGUGGACUUUUAACCGAGGAAGAAAUUGCUAUUACGGAAAAAUACGAUGCGCCCACUUUGGUCAAACAGAUGAUUGAGGGUAAACUUACUUCUGUUGACGUUACGACUGCUUUUUGUAAACGUGCCGUUAUUGCUCAUCAAUUGACAGGCUGUUUGGUGGACUACUUUGAGGAAGAAGCACUUGAAGCUGCUUUGAAGGCAGAUCAACAUCUCAAACAGACAGGCAAGCCGCUUGGACCUCUUCAUGGCUUGCCCAUCAGUGUAAAAGAUCAUAUGCCGCUCAAAGGUCAUCCAGCCUCGACUGGUUUCCUUUCAACUCGAGAAGAGAAAAGCAAGGAAGACUGUCUGUUGAUCUCAAUCCUACGUAAAGCAGGUGCCAUCUUUUACGUCAAGACGAAUCAACCUCAAGCAAUCAUGCAUUUAGAAUGCACAUCGUUCAUGUUCAGAACUUUGAAUCCGUUCAACACCACCUUGAGCGCGGGUGGUUCAACAGGCGGAGAAGCAGCAUUGAUUGCAUUGCGAGGAUCAAUCUUAGGAUUAGGAACGGACAUUGGCGGAUCAAUUCGUGGUCCAAGUGCAUUUUGCGGUAUUUGGGGUUUCAAACCAAGUUCACAAAUUGUACCUUUGACCGGAAUGCCCGUUGGCGUUCUUUCUGCUCCCAUCAGCAUUGCAUGCUGUGGUGGUCCAAUGACUGUUUCAUUGGAAGGAAUCAAUUAUUUCAUGAAAGUUAUUUUGGACGCAAAACCUGAAUUACAAGACUCUCAACUUUUGCGUUGGAAUUGGCCAACUUCGUUCGUCAAUGCGAGCCCAAAAAAGCUUCGUGUUGGAUUCGUGCUCAAUGAUGGUCAUAUCACUCCUCAGCCACCUGUCACAAAUGCGUUGCUGUGGGCAAGAGAGCUGCUCGAUAAAGCAAAAGACAAGAUUGAAUUGGUUCCUUACACGCCAUACAAUGUUGCAGAAGGUAACAAGCUCUUGCAUUCUUUAUACUACCCUACAGGCUAUACCGAAUUACGUAAAGCUUUGAAGGAUGGUGGUGAGCCAGAGUACUCACUGACGACCAAUACACUACGUGAAACUCGAGAGAAGCCGUUGGAUGCUUUUGAGAUCGCGCGAAAGAAUGCAGACUUACAAGAUUUCCGUGUCAAAUUUGUCGAACAUUUCAAUAAAUUUGAUUUGGAUGUAAUUUUGGCUCCUUGUUUCGUCGGUCCAGCUUGUUCACACGAUACUGCCUUCUACUGGAAUUAUACAUCAAUUUGGAACAUUAUGGAUUGGCCGGGUUGCGUUUUUCCUACUCCAAUUCGUGCAACUGGAAAGGAAAAGUACACCAACGAAGAACAAGCAAAAGAAAUGAGUCUCGAAUCAAGCCGUGUGGUGGAAUUAUGGAACAAAGGUGACUUUGAAGGUGCACCGGUCAAUCUGCAACUAAUUGCGAGACGCCAUUAUGACAAUGAAUUGAUUGAAGCACUUCAUGUGAUUCAAGGUAUUCUCUCUAGCUAG
This is a messenger RNA of Meira miltonrushii, 1683 nucleotides long. RefSeq names its product amidase. The transcript has a single exon. Lineage: Eukaryota; Fungi; Basidiomycota; Exobasidiomycetes; Exobasidiales; Brachybasidiaceae. Bases 1 to 1683 code for a protein of 560 amino acids. The record is from RefSeq and is a predicted model, not a curated record.